GAGUAUGGAUUUAUCCAUAAGGGAUGUGAAUGAACCAUGUGGUGAUGUGGUAAUUGUUGAUCGUAAACAGCAUACUAAUACUAUAAGUCGUCUGUCCACUGACGCCAAUAAUCCUGUAAAUGACGAUAAUGAUGAGAUGACCAGCCUGGAUAAGUCAACUCUCAGACUGAGACAAAUCAAGUCGAAUUAUGCAACGGAAAUAUCUCACUGUUCUGACGGUGAACAAAUUCAUCAUCAUAGAGUAACAAAGAUGGCGCACACCACUACCAGUAGGAGUGAACUCUGUUCCGAUGGAGAUGCAAAGAAACAUCAAUUUGUCAAUCAUCAUGAUCAAGAGGUUUCAUCAGCUGUUGUAUCCUCAGACUACAACUCAGACUACUAUCGUUUAUGUUUCACGACAGCUUUAAUUGUACGGCUGAUAUUAGUAAUAUUCGCUGUAUGGCAAGAUACAGUUCGUUGGCCAGAUGGUCAACUACGAUUCACUGAUGUAGAUUAUGAUGUGUUUGCAGAUGGUGCACGGGCUUUUGUCGCCGGGAAGAAUAUGUACACUGAACGUCCUACUUAUCGAUAUUCACCGUUGAUUGCAAUAAUACUCGCUCCAGGAUAUUGGUUAUUCUCUGAUGGUGAAUAUUCAGUGUCGAAUUCAACAACAGUUGAAGGAAAAGGAAAAUCGUUCAUUCUUCCUGCCCUAGCUCAUCUAUGGGGUAAAUUGAUCUUUAUAAUGGCUGAUCUACUCUGUGGUUAUUUACAAUACAUAAUUAUACAAGACAAACUUGUUAAAGAUCAGUUGGUCAAUCAUCAUCAUGCUGAUCAAAAGACUCAACGAAUUUCACUGUCGCUCAUUACAAGCCGAUUAGCUAUAUCGCUGGUUGCAUUCGGUUGGUUAUUCAAUCCUGUGACCGCCGUAGUCUCUGUUCGUGGUAAUGCAGAUGCAUUACAAAGUUGUCUUGUCAUCACAUGUCUAUGGUGUAUACUAAAGCGUCGUAUUGCUCUAGCUGGACUUCUCUAUGGAUUGUGUAUUCAUCUAAGAAUAUAUCCAAUCAUCUAUGCACUGUCUAUCUAUUUAUGGCUUAUGAAAGAUGGCCAGGACAAGGAUGUGGAGAAUUUGGAGACGGUGAAGAUAACGAAAAAGGAAGAGGAUUGUGAGACGCUGAAUAGUCAGUUAAGAAGUUUAAGCCUCCUCUUGACAAAAUUACCCAAUCGAAAUCAUUUUAUAUUUGGAUUCACUUGUCUACUGAGCUUGAUCACAUUGACUGGAUUCUGUUAUGCCUAUUUUGGUGGGAUGUUAUAUCUUCAAAAAGCCUGUCUGUAUCAUUUCAGUCGAUCAGAUUUUAAGCAUAAUUUUGCACCACAUUUUUUAACUGUUUAUUUACUUUCUGGACAAAAAUGGUGGUUAGCAACAGCAGCAGAAGCUAGUGGGGAAGUGGGGGCUAUUAAUCAUCAUAAUUGGUUGAGUAUGCUAUGGAAGAAUUUGACGAGUUCAUUGAUUCACUGGGGUAGCAGUGGUGUUGAUAAUCAAUACUCUGGUUCAAUGAAUGCGGAGAAUUCAUUACUAUCAUCAUCAUCAUUAUUAUUGUUAUUGGAGAAUCUCAGUACAAUUCAAUUAAUGGAAGGCAUUUUCAAGAUUGCUACAAUUUUACCGUGUCUAUUGUUAAUACCAUCUUUAUCGUUGAAACUUCACUCUAAUCUUGGUCUAUGCUGGUUUGUACUCACGUAUAUGUUUGUUACAUUUAAUAGGGUGUGUACUUCUCAAUACUUUUUAUGGAGUCUCUGCCUACUCCCAAUCGCUUUAGCUGAUAUACAUUUACCCAGAGAAAUUACAGCUUAUCGUGCUAUAGUACAAAAUUUAUUCAUCUGGUUCGCUUCACAAGCUUUAUGGUUGGCGUCUGCCUAUAGCCUAGAAAUGUGUACACUAAAGGGUAUAUUUUUAAAUCGUAUUGUCUGGCUACUGGUAUGGAUCGCUUCACUGAACUAUUUCGUGUGUAAUAUCUUCAUUCUGUUUCGUCUGAUCAGUUGGCGGAGUAGACCCAGUGGAAAAAUUCAUAAAGAGUAGUGAGCAUCGUUAUCAAUGAGUCGAUUGCGCCCGACUUCCUCUACUUAUUAUUAUUAUCAGUAGUGUGAUAAUCUCGACAACAAAAAUACUCUUGAAAGCAAAUUAUUAUUAUUAUUAUUUUGAAAAUUAAUUUGUCUACUUUUAUUUCGGUUAUAUAUCUAUCUAUCUAUUUAUCUGUGUAUAAUUUGUCCAAGUUAAAUGAGUGUUAUUCAUCCUUAAGGGGGGUAAUUCUUGUUUUUAGGCAGCAAUUUAUUCAGUAUUUCUAUUCAUCGUCAACGUCAUCAUUACCGUCUGUAUUCGGUGAUGCCUCCACCCUGAAAGCAUAACUAACAUAUAUAACGAAGGUAAUGGGAAAACUGUGUAAACACGUGGAGAUGGUCAUCGUGAUGGUGGUUAGACAUUGUAAAUUUUAAUCAAACACAUAUUGUCCGGUGUUUUAUUUUGUUUUUGCCUACCAGUACUUACUACUACCCUUUACUACCGGUAGGAGGAGGAGCAGCAGCAGCGGCAGGAUUCACUGACAUCCACAAAGACUUUGAAAUAUGCUUUUCUAUAUAUAUAUAUAUAUAUAUAUA
This is a messenger RNA of Trichobilharzia regenti, 2628 nucleotides long. Lineage: Eukaryota; Metazoa; Platyhelminthes; Trematoda; Strigeidida; Schistosomatidae. The record is from the annotation of a GenBank genome assembly.